AUGGCACUCAAGCUCGCACCGUUUGUCGACAGCCUAUGCCGUGAAGCUCCUCGCGACAUGGACGAGCUCUACGCCCGUGUUGUUGGGUACAUACAGAUGGAGGAACACUCCGCUUUUCAUGACCAGGUUUGCAGAAAAUCACAAGCGAAUCCUGACAAGGAUAAGGUGAAAGUCAUUAAUGACAGUCAGUUCAAGAAGACGGCUAGGGUAAAUAAAGGGGGGAGAUCCGACUUCUACACCCUCCUGAAUACGCCCCGAGUACACACCCUGGAGGAGGCCAGCAACAACAACCUGCUCACUCUGCCACCACCAGGACACACCCCCAACAGUGCAGACAAAUCCAAGCACUAUCGAUACCACAGGAAUCAUGGUCACACCACUGAGGAAUGUCGCACCCUCAGAGACCGCAUUGAGGAACUCGUCCAGGCGGGACAUCUUGCGCAAUACGUCCAGCGGCAACAAGGCCAUCGAGGAGGAUACAAUGGACGAGAGCGAAGUAGAGUUCGUGGUUCAGGAGGCCGCACAGACCAACCCUCUAGCUCUCAGCAAAACGCUGGUGGCACAGUGCAGGCCGAGGUAAGCCAGGAAACAGGGUCAGCCCCCUUGCAGGGCGUCAUCAACACAAUUGCAGGUGGCUUAGCAGGGGGAGGCUCUAGCAACUCGGCGCGGAAAUGA
Molecule: messenger RNA, 675 nt
Organism: Cajanus cajan (pigeon pea)
Lineage: Eukaryota; Viridiplantae; Streptophyta; Magnoliopsida; Fabales; Fabaceae
Source: RefSeq, a predicted model, not a curated record